Molecule: messenger RNA, 1320 nt
Organism: Galleria mellonella (greater wax moth)
Lineage: Eukaryota; Metazoa; Arthropoda; Insecta; Lepidoptera; Pyralidae
Exons: 2
Source: RefSeq, a predicted model, not a curated record
AUGCAGAUUACUGAAGUAUUCACUUAUUACCCAUUUGCUGAUGCGAACUGCGGAAAAGAUUUCGGUGAAGUGGCAAAUCUUGGUAAAGUGACUGCUAUUGAAAAAUAUUUCUCAAACAAACAGCCAAAUAGAAUGAAAAAUUGUACAGUCAAAGUAGUGAUGCAAGAAACAAUACCAUACGUAAAUCUUGGAACAAGUCAUCAUGACACGUAUGAUAAACAUAUGGAAGGUAUAGAUCAGUAUGUUUUAAAUAUUAUGGCAAAAAUAGAGGAUGUCACGCUCGAUUACAUUGUACCUAGUACAGAAACCUCUACUUUAGGUUUCGUAUUACCAAAUGGAACCGUCACUGACCAGCUGGCUUAUUUGCAAAAUGGGAGUGCGGAUAUAGCCAUUGGAGGUUACAUUUUAAUAGAAAAUCAAGCUGAACACUUUGACUACAUUUGGGGCUACAAGUAUGCUAGUUAUUACUUGUUUACACCAGCAAAAAGUAACGAUAAUUGGAAAGAUAUUUACGAAGAAUUUAGCCUUACUACCUGGAUACUGAUUAUUAGUGCUUAUUGGUUAAUAGUUGCAGUAUGUUUAAUGGUUCUUCAGUUACCUCCAGCUAUAAAACACUCUCGUCUAAAUAUAAUGCUAGUGCUAUGGGGCUUUUAUUUGUGGAAUUGUAAUAAAAGGAUCCUACAAAUAAAACGAUUGAGGCUCAUUCUAAUUUGGUGGAUAUGGUAUACAUUUUUUGUUGUAAAUUUUUACACCUCUUAUUUAUACAGUUUGAUUGCAAGUUAUAACCAAAAACCGGCUAAUAUUGAUGAAAAUAAUCUAAAUUCAUCAAAAUUAAAACCAUGCAUUAGCAGUAAUGUCAGAGCUAGUUACUUAUAUUCGCACAAUAUAAGUUUUCCUGAAAAUGUUGAUUUACCAGCUUGUAAACACUCUGGAUCUGCUCUAAAGGCCGUAGCUGAAAAUGACAAUUUAUUUACAAUUCAAAGACAUUAUCAUUAUCUUGCAAAUGAAUUUAAAUUUUAUGAUGAUAAUCAUUAUCGAAAAUUGGAUCUAAAGCGUAUUGGUAAUACCAUGAAUGUUGUUAUGUAUACAAACAGAGGAUUUCCAUUACAGAAUCAAAUGAAGUUACAUGGUACACGUAUCUUUGAAACUGGAAUAGUGGACAAACAUCUAGAGAUACUUAUUCACACAAACAAAACGGUCUCUAAAAAGGCUGUCACCAAAUACUCUAAAUUAAGUAUGCCAGAUUUAAGAAUUAGUUUUUGGAUUCUACUUUUAGGUAUUAUUAUAUCUUUAUUGUGUUUUUUAUUAGAAUUUGUCAUA